ACUGGAUCACAGCUGUUACAUCAGUUACCAAAACUAGCUGCCGUGUUGGAAAACUCAUCCCAGGACAAGAGUACAUCUUCAGAGUCCGUGCUGAGAAACCGCUUUGGAGUAUCAGAGCCAAUUAUAUCUGAUCGUGCUGUUGCUAAAUUUCCAUUUGACGUUCCCAGCGAACCAAAGAAUGCUCGUAUUACCAAGGUUAAUAAAGACUGCAUAUUUGUUGCAUGGGAUAGACCUGACAAUGAUGGAGGAAGCCCCAUUACAGGUUAUGCUAUAGAACGUAAGGAAAGAAAUAGCCUUCUGUGGGUGAAGGCCAAUGACACUGCUGUGCGAACAACAGAAUAUCCAUGUGUUGGAAUGAUUGAAGGUUUGGAGUAUACUUUCAGAAUAUCUGCUCUAAACAGAGCUGGAUCAAGCAAACCCAGCAAGCCCACUGAGUAUGUCACUGCAAGAACACCAGUUGAUCCACCUGGAAAACCUGAAGUUGUUGAUAUCACAAGAAGCACUGUGUCCCUUGUAUGGACAAGACCAAAGCAUGAUGGUGGAAGUAAA
This is a messenger RNA of Staurois parvus, 549 nucleotides long. Lineage: Eukaryota; Metazoa; Chordata; Amphibia; Anura; Ranidae. The record is from the annotation of a GenBank genome assembly.